Molecule: messenger RNA, 843 nt
Organism: Plasmodium vivax (malaria parasite P. vivax)
Lineage: Eukaryota; Apicomplexa; Aconoidasida; Haemosporida; Plasmodiidae
Exons: 9
Coding region: 1-843 (280 amino acids)
Biological process (GO): peptidyl-L-cysteine S-palmitoylation; protein targeting to membrane
Cellular component (GO): endoplasmic reticulum; Golgi apparatus
Molecular function (GO): protein-cysteine S-palmitoyltransferase activity
Source: RefSeq, a predicted model, not a curated record
AUGAAUAAUUUUCUGUCCUUCCUUUUCGUGACAUUUCUGAGCGCCUUCAUUUAUGCAUGCUACCUGUACUGUCUCCAAAAUGAGUACCUAAACAGCUACGGCCGCACCGUGCGCAUAAUCCUGGGAGCACUCAGCGCCCCCUUAUUUGUCUGCUACUAUUGGUCCUUUUUAAAGUGCUCCUUCAACAACCCAGGAUAUGUGGACACUACAUGGGAAGCAAACGCAGAAGAAAACAACAUCCAAAUUGAAAAGAGAAAAAUUAGGAACUACACGCCGAACAAAUACACCAUCUGCGACAAGUGCGACUUCCUCGUGAGGCCAGAGAGGGCCCACCACUGCCGGUCCUGCAAAAGAUGCGUGCUGAAGAUGGACCACCACUGCCCAUGGAUUGGCACCUGCGUGGGCGAGAGGAACCUCAAGUUCUUUUUCCUCUUCUUGUCAUAUGGGCUGCUAACAACGGUGUACAUUGCCGUGACGAUUAGCCCCAAGUUUGUUCUGGCCCUACACGAAAGCGAAAGUAACAAGGCCUCCGAAACGCUGCACCAUGGCGCCCUGCUGAUCACCGUCUGUGCUUCCCUGACCAUGAUGAUAGCCCUAGUCUUCAUGAACUGCCAGUACGUCUAUUUCAUUUCCCGUAACAUCACCAUAAUAGAGUCGUCGUACACGGAUAAGGUGUUUGGCGAAUUCAAGUGGAAGUGGUUCUUCCCCCUCACCCCCGAAAAUCUCUACCCUAACAACUACCUGUACCCGCUCAACGACAUAUACCUCAACAUCAACAACGUCGACAUGGAUGAUUCAUUUUUAGCUAGCCAUAACGAAAGUUUGAAAGAGGAAAACGUUUGA